CGAGAGUCUCCAGACCGAGAGAGGAAGCUUUUAGGAUCAGGCUGCAGGGGAGAACACCAUGGUUCUGACUGUCUAUCUGAGCGCAGUUGUUCCCCGACUGAUUUUUGUGCUGCACACCGUGUUAGCGGUUUGGAGAGUGACUUUAGUGAAGAAUGAUCCCAUAUACUGGCUGCUGCUGCUUUUGAUCUUGUUGACACUCGUCGAGAUGACCGUCACUCUAACCAUCCAGAAAGGGAAAGAUUACAGCGGAUUUUCUCCAGCACUGUUUUUUUAUCUGAUCAAUAUAAUACCUCCAGUGUGGAUGCUUGAACUGUAUCAGCUUGAUAAACGGAUACACAGUGAAGAAUGUAGGUCAAUGAACUCCUCUAUGAAGUGCACGCAUUUUGUCCAAUCAACUGAAGCACCAACUAUAAGGCUCAGGAAUUCCAGUAACACUAUCAAUGUGGUCAUUGACUUUUUGAAUAGCACACUUGACUGGACACUUGGCUUUCACCAGACGCUUAUGAUUCUGCUCAUUGUAGGGAAAUGGAUACUUCCGAUGGGAGCGGGUGUCAGACGAGACCAGUUGUCCCAGCUCCUCCUGACGUUUGUAGGAAUUGCGGCUGAUAUCUUAGAAUUUAAGAGUGAAACCCUGUCAGAGAAAGGGGUCAGAUGCCAUCCUGAAUUGGUAUAUGCAAUUCUGGCACUUUGGACAUGGAGUAUGUUGCAGUUCCCUUUGGACCUGACAGUGCUUCAGAAAACAGAGGAAUCACACCCACAUGAGGACAAGCCAACAAAGAAUGUGCACAAACACAGUGCAGACCUCUGGAAUAUUACCAUAAGUAUAUUUAUACAAGACGGACCCUUCUUCAUCUUCCGAUUAUUCUUGAUGUUCCAUAAAGAGAUUGUUCAUCAGAUGCUGUUGUUCUUCACAAUCAAGAAUGCUCUUGUGCUGACCUUACAGAUUUAUCGGUUGGCCCUGAUAUAUUUGGAAAUGCGGCAGUCAAAUGGGAGGCAACAACUGACACCCCCUGAGGACAAUGUUCCCACGUGCAACACCGAGAUGGGCGACAUCGCUGAGUAGCUGUCCCUCUUCUUGCAGAAGAGGAUUGAAAAGGGGUGACAUUCGAUUCACUCUUCAAUACUGUCCUGGGAGUACCAGUGGAGAUUUUGUGCUCAGAUCUUUACAGUCAGCCUUGAACUCAGACUCUCCUGACUUCAGUUGGAAAUUAUGAUGUGUAUGGAUUAUUAUAUACAAUAUACCCGAUUUCUUUUAUCACAGAGUUAUACAGCACGGAAACAGACCCUUCAGUCCAUGCCGACCAUAAUCCCAAACCGAACUAGUGCCACCUACCUGCUCCUGGCCCAUAUGCCUCCAAACCUUUCCUAAUCAUGUACGUAUCCAAAUGUCUUUUAAAUGUUGUAAUUAUACCCGCAUUGACCACUUCCUCAGCAAACCACCCUCCUCUGUGUAAAGAAAUUGCCCUCAUGCUUUUUUUUAAAUCUGCCUCCUCUCACCUUAAAAAUGUGCCCCUUAGUCAUGAAAUUCCCCAUCCCAGGGAAAAGAUAGCUAGCAUUAACUCUAUCCUUAUGCCUCAUUAUUCUAUAAGCUUCUAUAAGGUAGGCUCUCAAUAUCUUACGCUCCAGUGAGAAAAAUCCCAGCCUAUCCAGCCUUUCUUUAUAAAACCUUCCAUACCCAGCAACAUCCUGGUAAACCUCUCCUGACCUCUGUCCAGCUCAAUGAUAUCCUACCUAUAAAUGAGCGACCAGAACUGGACACAGUACUGUAGAAGAGGCUUCACCAAUGUCUUGUACAACGUCAACAUGAUUUCCCAACUCCUAUACUCAAAGGACUGAGCAGUGAAGCCAAGCGUGCUAAACACCUUUUUAACCACCCUGUCUAUAUGCGAUGCAAACUUCAACGAAAUUUGAACCCCAAGAUCCCUCUGUUCCACACUACCCAACACCCUACCAAAUUUAUCAUGAGAAAAUGUGCUCUGGAACACCCCAUUCUCAAGAUUUUGAAUUAGAAUCAUUAUUUCUUUAUCGGGGUUCACAGAUUGUACAUGCGCGGUGAUCAGACAGGAAGCUCAGAAAAGAAAGACAAACUUGUGUAGCUGCUGAGCAAAAUAAGUGUUACAUUCUGUACUUGCUCACGCUGUGCUACACCAAAGCAAUGAUUAGAUGGAAACAAUUCUAUCAUUGAAUAAUAGCAUGUGCUGUAUAUUUUGUCAAUGUUGUGAAACACAUAGUAUAUCUUCUGAGCCAAGACAGCAUGCAUUCUGAGGAGAACAAACAAAACUUUGAAGUGAUGCUUCAGUUUAUUUUUUGACAACAAAAGGAUACUAAAGAAACAGCAGUGGAGUAAAAAGUCCCAAUUGAGUCCCUUUCUCCCACGAUUGAGCUGCUGGUCUCAGGAACAAAAUUUGAGGGACAAUGACUCUUAUUGGGAUUAAUUGGCUUUAUGGGAAUCCUGUGGUGUUAGAAUUACCUGAACAGUGGGGAGGGAAAUUCAUCCGGUCUGUUGACCCUGUCUUAUGCCAUGAAUUCUGCAAAAUCUAGACUUGAUAUUUCCUACUCCUCUGACUCUUUUGAUCAUAUAACCUGCCAUCACCACCAAUACCCACCCUCACACCAACAUCUUGUAAUCUCCUGGGAAAAUAAAAGAUACAAAACAGGACCACGGUUAAUAGGUGAAAAAUGUACUCUGGAAAAUUCCUCACUGAUACUCACAGAGGAAUAAAGCCAGUCCAGGAGAUGACACUGUUCAAUCAGAAGGUGAGAAUUAAAAUUAUAUUCAGUUAACAGGUCAUCAGUAUUUUUGCUUUAUCACACUUAGCAUAUUGAACAGGAACAUGCUCAAAGGUAAACAUGUUUGUUCAGUUCCUCUUGUGGUAUUUUUCACAUGCAAGCUAACAAAACUAAACAUUCCUUAUGGAAUAUGAGUAUCACUGGCAAGGCUGGUAUUUAGUCACCCACACCUAGUUGCCCUAAAAGUGGUGGCAAGGUUUCCAUUGAGCCACCAUGGUUCACGAUUGCAGUGGUUAGAAGCAACGGAGUGACCAGCAGCCAGAGUAGGUAAGGAUAGAGGGUUCCCUUCUGUAAAAACAGGGGUUCACAAAGCUUCUUAAAGCAGACCAUUCACUUAAGUUUACAACAGGUGGAAUGUAGAAGGAAGGCCAAGGGCUGACUGGAAUGAUUAAAUCUGGAAGUCACAAAAUGUUACAUUUCCAGAUAAAAGAAAUGUCUUUCCUGAUAGUUAGAUAUUAUGGGAGCAUAUAAUGACUACAGUUAGCUUUAUUUUCUGAUACCAACAGCAGUGAAUAUUGAGACAGACAAUUGCACAGAAAGUGUAAAUUUCCAAUGAGGAGGGUGGAACUGCCCAGCUAUCUCUAAGAAUGUCUCAGGCACUGACCUCUCCGUCAGAGACUUGGGCCCGUUGUCUGACCAUUGUCCGAUACUUAGCUGAACACUUAAGCUUGUACAAUCCCAUUGUAAAUUUUUGUCAUAGUUCACUACAAGCCUUUAAAAGCUGAGUAGAACACAGUGUUGUGACAGAGGUGAUCACUCAGCUGUUUCUCCUUGCUACGGCUGUCUGUAGGUGGCAAUAUUGAGAGUUUUCUGGCAUAGGAAUACCCAGCUAAGAGGCCAGAUGUUUAUUUGAAAGUAUUAGCUUUUGGAGCGCUGCAUCUUCAUCAGGUAGCU
Molecule: messenger RNA, 3684 nt
Organism: Chiloscyllium plagiosum (whitespotted bambooshark)
Lineage: Eukaryota; Metazoa; Chordata; Chondrichthyes; Orectolobiformes; Hemiscylliidae
Product: transmembrane protein 26
Source: RefSeq, a predicted model, not a curated record